AAGCUUAACCAGGCUGCAGGGAGCAAAGACAGCAAAAGAAUACUUUGACUUACAUAACCUGUUCCUGUUUACAGGUAAGACCUUGAUUUAUGUUUGGUUUUUAGCCGUAUGUGGAUCAUUGUCAAAGGGUUGAUUAUGAGCUUUGUUUUAGUUAGAAGUAACCCCCUGUUUUUUUGUCUUUGCUGCUGCUGUACCAGAUGGUAAGUGACAACUCUCAAAAAACUGGGUCAACUUUUAGGUGGGGAGGGGGACAUCCUAAAAGUUUUUUUUUUGUUUAAACUUAAAGAUAAGUCUUGAACUCCCUGACUAAAACAAGUUUAUAUCCUCAUUUUUGAGAGAAGUUGCCAAGCCCAUUUCCCUGAAAAGUUGCGUGUUAUUUGAUUGUUGUCUAGGAAGGGUUCAAAGUAUUCAAGAAAUACUUCACAAAGGAAAAGAAAUCAAUAAAUGUUUUUCUUUCUGAUAAUUCAAAACUGACUUAAGAACAAAUACCUUAGAGAUAAAGUUUUAGACACAUGAAUGUGUUUGGUUGGUAUGACUGUUUUUGAUUUAGUCUCAGAUACAGUUUUAUUUCUUGAAAGUGUUUUUUUAUUGAGAUGACGUUUGUUCAGGCAUAGAAAAAACUAACUGUGGAAGUCUUGCUUUACCUCAGUUGGUUGGACAGAAGCCACAGAAUUGGGGGCUGUCUUCACAUGGAAUUCAAUCUUUUUUUAAUCUCUUCUGAUCUGCCUUAUAGCAAGUCGAAAGUUGCACUGAAAUACAUCUGAAGCCACGCAACUGUGAUAACUGUAAGGUGUAACUACAGUGUUAGAAUCAAUGAGCUUUAAGUACUAGUAGUGGUGAGUGUUUAGGAGGGUCACGUUUUCUCAAACUGCAUAAAAAAUUCACACCACUAGAUGGGGAUCUUUACUCUUCUUUUGUUGCUAUUGUCCUCUGGCUUUUCUUUGAGCUUGAGCUAAUGUUUUCCUGUAAACUCUGCACAGGAUCCAAAUUCUGUGCCACCCAGCUCAGGCAAUAUAGAUUUGAAUGGUGUUCCAUGAUGUGGGAAAUCCUGUUCUGUGAAAUGGUUUAGCAGAGUAAUUAUGGUUGAAUUCAGUGUACUCCCUGACCACCUCCAGGAAAAUUUCUUAAUUUAAAAAGCAGAACUGGAUAAGUGAUUAUAUAAUCACAUGUUGAAAAAGAUAUCUUGUUGACAUUUUAGAUGGUUAAGUAUAAGUGUCAAGAAUGUUGACUUUAAUUCUGUUGUUAACAAGGACUUUGAAAGAAACUGAAAUUUUUAUCAAACAUCAUUGAAGCAUGUACCUACAGCAUUAGGUGUCAAUAAAAGGAUCAAAUACUUUCAAGGAAGACAAGUCUCUCUUAAAAUAAGACCCUGUUUCUCGAUGAGUUAGUCUGUAUAAAUAAAGCUUUGAUAAAGAUUAGUAAAGUAAUGACAAAGAGACAAAAAAUACAGCCGACAGCUUUAUUUGAUUUGUGGCAUGUGUGGUUGUGUAAUAAAGAUAAAUGCUGAACCACAGGAAGACGAUGAGAGAAAGUUGUGCACAUACUUGUCACGGGUUGCGUUACUGGUCUUGCUUGGUAUUGGUUGUCACUAUUUAUAAUACAUCAUGUCAGGCGGGUCCCUGUUGCUGGUGUUUCGGCUCCCCUCAGAAUUUUCCACCAAAGCAGAUUGAGAGUCCACUAGUCAGCUUACACUAAGCUGGUUUCUCUGCUUAUCCACUCUGGCUGUUCUCUAUUCUUUGACUUUUUGAUUUGUUACUUUCUGUUCAUCGGAAUCCUCUGUUUUUCCUUGCUCGGUUGAGUUUACACUCUCAUGGUAUCUGAUUUCUAUUUUUAGCCAGUGGAAAAACUUUUGUCCUUCCCUCACCUUGGCGCUCAGCUGCCGGUGUGUAGUCAGCUUCUGGGCUUGCUGGCUGUCAUGCUAGCUCCGUUCUGUGAUCUGCAAUGCCCUCCUCUGAGGCUGUUUCCUCCUGCAUUGGCUAUAGGAAGCUUUUCCACUGGUUGCUAGGGCAACCGAGGAGGAUGGCCCCCAGCAAGAGUCGGGGAAGCCUUGGGCUGCGUUUCCGCUCGUCUCUUUGCAGUGCGCCUGCUGACCUGCUGUGGGCUGGUAGGAGGAGCCAACUCUGCAGAGGAGCUUCUCCCGGCCCAGUAUGGGUCCUGCUGCCUCUCUGCCCCAUCAUGAGACAGAGCUCCUCCAGCGUCAGAGCCAGUAUUCCCCUCUCCCUCUGCUGGCCACUGCACAGUUCUGACUCAUUCUGCUCCAGUAGUAACAGGAGCACGGGCGGCAAGAUGUCAUCCUCUACCUCCUCCUCCAACAGUGAUGGACAAGGGAAGCCUAAAUCUAAAUCCCCGUUUCGCAAGAGGGGCAGCCUGCAGAGCACCACCAGCCCUGGUGAGUGUGGGUGUGAGAGGGUCCUGUAAAAAGGAUGGGUGAACUCUUUACUGUACAGUGAUUGUGUCUUCAGAAAAAGCACAGAUGUUUGUACAACAGCAUUUGAGAGUGCAUGCUGCUCUUGAGGAGCAACAAAGAAACGGGAAUGAGGUUAUACUGCAGCUGCAGUUUGUUAUGUUUUGUAUCUGUUGUUGUUGAGACAUUGGUUCAAUUUGUUUGAAGCUUUGGCAGAGUUUGUAUUUUUAGCUUUUUGCUUGAAUUCUGCUAAAAACUGAUGAAACUAUACUUAUAAGACUGUGCAGGACUGCAAUAAAGUCAGUUUAUUUAAAAAUGCUGUUGCAAUGUUUGUAGAUCAGUUUACUGUUUGGAGAAUGAAAUGUUCAGAAUUCCAAUGAAAUAUUGAAUGGUCUAAGAGCCGAAAGAGCAGCUAGAAGUACAACUACUUUAACUCUGUUAUUGCUCAAAACAAAAGACUGAACUAAAAUUUGAAACAUGUAUCAGGGAGUGUUUGGCUGUUCAUUUGGGUUCAUUAUUCACUAAUUACAGUUAAUUAAUUACUAAAAAUGUUGUAAAUACUUUUGAAAGUUGAACCCUCGAAUAACGCAUUUUAAUUCUUGUUCAAAUAAUAAUCUUUAACAGUUUAGUAACCAGCACUCGUAUAAAUAUUUAUUAAUAAGUGCUAAAUGCUGCAGCUUCUUGCUACUGCCUAAAAAGUUCGUAAAAAGAAGAUAAAACCCUGUACUGCAGCAGGUUAAAAAAAAAAAAACAACAGGGUUGACUCCUCUUUUACUGUUGUGCAUUCCAGUACAUUAUGUAACUGUGAGGUUGUUUGCCCAUUCCUGGAUCGGCCUUCUCUACCCAUUGCACCAAUAAUUUAUCACAGGUCUUCCGACUCCCCACCCCCACCCUAUCUCAUCUGCUGGUUGAGACAGUGAUGUUGGAUUGUUUUAUUUUGUAGCUACGUCCAUCUAAUGUAGAGACACAAAAACAAAUUUAUCCAUUUUUUUUGCAUGUGUUAAGAUUAGAUUAGGUCAGAGGUUCCCAAACCUUUUCAGUUAAGGAGGACCCAACACUUGGUAUCUCCCCAGGACCCAAUUGUUAUUGUUUACUUACAGUCAAAUAGAAUAUGGACAUUCAGACUCACUGCUUCAGUUUACAUUGGGUUUGGGUCAGGAUAUGUGUAAAAAUAGAAUAGCUGUAGGAUAGAAGUCAGACUAAGGUCAAGUUCAGAACAGCUAACAUUAGCUUGCUGGCAACUUAUAAUCAAUUUCAAAACCAGUGACAACCCCCCCCCCCCCCCAAACACUUAAAUGCAACAUGAACACGAGAUGUAAUGAUACUUGCUCAAAUCAUUGUCACACUGUUUCUUUAAAGCCCGGUCUUGCACAGAGAAACUUAUUGUAAUUAUUCCCAGUGUUGCAGAUGCUUAGUUUUUAGAUGUUUGUCCAAUUUGUUGAAAUCUGGUCUCUUGUAACCCCCUGUUCAAAACAGGAGGUUUGUCUUCUGCUUUUCUAAUUGCGUUGGUGAAACUAUUGUUUAUGAAUUCUUUGAAUUUUCACUCUGACAUGUAUAGAAAACAAAGCUGAAGGAAAACAAGGCUAAAGUGGUCCCAUCAGUAAUACACUGCUUAUAUUACCCACUGCCCUGAACACAUUGGUGACAUUGCAGGGUCACUGGGGAAAGAAAGGGGGCGAAUGGUAGCCAAUUACAUAGUAAAUUUGCACAUAAUUUAACCUGCCAAUUGGAUAACCAAUCAAAAUGGCUGAAGUCCCAUUGUUGUGUCCCAACCCUAACUUGACAAAGGCUGGAUUGGAUAAAUGCAUUUCAUUCUGAUUAGCCAAAAUGAAUAUAUACCUUUCUGUCAGAAAUUCAAGGAAAUACAGUCUCACAAGUUCUCUCUUAAAUUAACUGGGUUAACUCAUAUUUGAUGCUGUGUAAAUGAAAGAUUACACAGAAGAAGAGGUAAAUUACAGAUGCCGUUCUGUAAAUCAUAUUGUGAUCAUUAAUUUUACACUUAAUUGAAUGACUACAGCAUAGGCAUUCAGUUAUGCUGUUGUAUUAGAGGUGUUGCAGGAGUGUUGAUUCAUAUGUUACCCUUAAGGAUUUUCUUUUAUGUCUUAUAUUUUUGGGCAUUUUUGCUUCUAUUAGAGAGGACAGAUGAAGAGGUAUAGUGCCUCUGUAUGCAGGGUGCUUUGACUGCAAGGCCAUCUGUGCCCUCAUUUCAUUUAGGUUAAAGGAUCAUUGCGCCAUAGCUGUAGCCAGUUUUUUUGCAGACUGGUCUCUGGUGAGCAUUUAGAAAAGCUUGACAAGCUAUUUUUAUCUGUGAAGAAAUUAAAUUUUAAUAUCAUCUUGAUUCAAAGCAAUUUCCUCAGUGUACCCUUACAGCCAUUCAGUCAAUGAAAUGUAUUAGCAGAACACAAACUGUGGGUGUUGGGAGGGAUGCAGUAGCAGAUCCCAAGUCGUAACUCACGUUGACAAACACUGUGCUGUAUUUGCUGAGGAAGCUUGUCUUGCUGCAGUAAUAAAUAAGUUAGAGGUCUCUCCAUCCAUGCAGUCAUUUAAAUCCUCUCAAUUAGCUGCUUGGCUGCACCCUCUGCACUCUCUGGCUGUCAUAAGAGCCACAUGCAGGCCAGCCAUUACAGGACUUUCAUCUGAAAACCCCAGUCUUUUAGCUUUGUCUAUUCAAGAUUGCUGCUGUAGAAAAAUCUACUGAAGCUGCAGCUUAAGCAGCUGGUCCUUUAUCUACGCCAUGAUUAUGAAGCCUUCAUGUUUUCUCCUGUCUUACUAUGCGAAGCAGCGCUAGAAAUUGCUUAACCCUUGGCCUGUCUUUUUAAAUCUAUUAGAUUCUUUUAAAUUCUUAUCAUCAGCUCAUAGGAACAGUGAGUGUUGGUGUUGAUUUGCUGCUGGAUUUCUCAGGUAACUUUCUUACCUGCAGAAAUCUGCCUGCAGGCUGCUAACUCCCUCUGGACUUUCUUGGCCUCACAUGAAGCAGAAUAUGUUAUGUUCUCCCUUAGCUGCCUAGCUAUAUCGGUUGAUAUAUAGAAGCUAUUAAACUGUCUGCCAGAGGAGUGGAUAGGCUCCCUCCCACCAGCAUUAAACAUUACUCCUCCACCUUUUGUUGUGACCCAAUCUGAUGCUUAGCUUGGUUUUCACUCACUUACUAGCAGAGACUAGCUCAUGUACUUUUAUUGAGUAGGUUGUCUAGUAAUCUAUCUUAAUCCUCUUUGUGUCUCUUAAUUUCAGUUACCACAUAGGAAACAUCAUUACAUGUACUCUCUGACUUGGUCAUUUUGCACUGUGAUUUCUAUAUUAUUGGAAAGCAAAGAGAUUCCUGGUAUGUAGCUUGGAGUAUAAUAAUUUGUCCAUGGUUUGAGGCCAUUUGAGAGAUAAAGCAGAGCAAUUAUCCAUAUACCACUUUUUUAAGAUAUACAUGUAAUUAAUGUUUAUUGUAAUAUGUGUUGUAACAUUUGCUUGCUUGGCACUACCUAACAAUUUCACAAAUGUAAAUCAGAUUAACAUCUUUGUUCUCUUUCCAUUUUAAAGUGGCAAUAUCAACACUUGGGUACUGGCUAAGAAGCCUCUUGAGGCUACAGCUUCUCAAUGCAAUAAAAUGUAGCAUCAAAAGAGGCUUUAGGACUGGAUAACUAGUUCCAUAAUUUAGAUUAAAUGGCUCCUAUUUUGACAUAUAACAAACUCUAGAGAGAAAAGAUGAAAAAGACUUAGAACAGGCAUUUUAAUUUGCAUAGCCACUUGUUUAUGAUACAUUAUCCCAGUGAUAACCAGUGAUAAUGAAGUAACUGACGUAACAUGAAUAUGCAAUAAUAAGAAAUGCCUGAAAACUCCCUCUGUUUCCAUAGUCAUGGUAAUGAAUGAAUUGACCUUAAACUGAACAUCUAAGCUGACAAUCAGAAUAAAACAUUACCCUGCUUAUCUAUUAUAAUCUCUACUAAACUAAGCAUUCCUAUAAUGAUAACAGACAAGCGCUCACCAGUGGGGCUGCAGUUUCCUGUAUUUUAAGACAGGAUCUUGCUACACUUUCCCAGUCCAGAGAUGGUUUGGGCCCAUGAGCUCUCCAGGCUGCUCUCACAUUUGUACAUGGUAGCUUUUAUUAUGCCCUUAAUCUUAAGAUUUGUCUGAGGCGUUCAGUUAAGUUUUUGCUGCAGUGUUUGCCUAUUAAGGUAAUGGAGUCUAACGUCUUUGCCAUGGUUGUGGGACUCCUUUAUGUAAAUUGAUCUGAUGACAUGAUGUUUGCGACAUGAUGUUUGUUCAGCAUCAGCAGUACAUUUUGUUCUACUUAAAACCUCAACAGCAAUAGACCCUCCCCCCUAUUUGACAAAGGAUUUUGAUUGGUCCAGCCUAUAUCAGUCAGGUUGUCUGUACCAGAGUAAAGCUAAACGUAUGAAGAUGCAAAUAAACCAUAAAAUUGCAUUAUCCCCAGGAAGUUUUAUGCAAAGUUAGGUAACACAUUGUUAGUCAUGAAACACGUUACAUAGGUCAGAGGUGAUCCAUCCAAUCACUGCUCUAGUUCCAGUUGACUGGUUAUUGUACCCCCCCCCCCCCUCCAGCAGUCCUCAUACAUUGGUUAAUUAUUAAUCAGAUAUGUCAUUUCUGACAUGUUUUGGCAUGUUUCUGUGGGCUUCUCUCGUGAACUCCUGUACAUUAAGUAUCUCCUAACUUGCCACGUCAUAUGGACUCUGUUCUGUUACCCCCUUGGGGCUUUUUUUUCACACCUGUUUAACUCACCAGCACAUCUACACCUUGUUACCCUGUGAACUUCAAUCUGCAUAACCCUCCCACUUAGUCCACCUCCACUCCUGUCUCUGCGAUAAACAGAAACAUAUGAUAAGCAAAAACCGAGAAUCCCUGCCCUGGACUGCAUAACCUCAGAGCAGUGUGUGUGUGGGUGUUAUGUUGACGUUAUAUACAGUACUCCUGCUGCGAAGGUGGUCUUGAAUUUUUUUAUUUCUGCAUUACUGAGCCAAAACAGAUAUCUGUUUUCCUGGCUAAAACUAUUAUUUAUUAUUUUAAACUUUCUAAUAUACAUGGUGUAAAGACAUAUUUGGGACCAAGGGCAACUAAAAGGUAUGAUGAAAAUUAAGACUUGUGUAUCACAAGACAGUUCAUUAAUUUUUUUUAUCUAGUGUAUCAUGUGAAUAUUUUGAAACUUUUGUUGAAAUGUCGUAGUAUUUCUCUCAGCUGCUUCUCUACAAUGCAUUUUAAUAGCUGAUUGGAAACGUACCCUUCUGCAUGUCUCUUUAUCCAACCACUAGAGGGUGCAUCUUACACAAGAAAGUGUUACAUCUUGUCAGAUAAUCAGUUCAAAACAAGUGACUGGUUGUCAUUGUAUGGGGUUUGUGGCCAUUCUGCAGAUAGACAUGACUGAGGAGCAGUUUACACUGUGUUUGGGUGGAAAAUUCCAGGGCUUUCUUUUGCUAUGAAUAGCUCAGUUGCUUCCCAUGUAAGAGUGGAAGUGUGUGAGUACUGGAAAAGGGAUUUUGGAGAGCCAGUGACCAAGGCCUUGAAAGCUGAAACACCAACAGGUGGGCCUGUUGUUGCUGGGACAAGCAGAUGACCAGCAGAUCCACAGUAUCUGUCCUUUUUAUCAUCACCCCAACAAAAUGUCACAUAGGCUCUACUGUGCAGCGUAGCCAGAGUCCUCAUCAUGCCUUGGGACAUGUCAUAUCUCACCAGGGUGAUCUGCAAAUUGCUUACACACGUGUUAUGAUGGGUUGAAUUUCAUCCCUGGAGUACAGUUAAGCACGCCGCUUUUGUCUGUCUGUGUUCUCAGCAUGGCUGUUAAUGAAGAUCCAGUUUCAUUCAAUCCAUCUCAGUGGAUCAUGGAUGAAACAGCAUCAGCUGAUUUUCUUGGCAUUUUAUUGUCCUGUGACCUCAGUGAGUCACUCAGUCCCUCACCCACAACUCUCUCCUGUUCACCUAAUGAUCUCCCAGCUCAUAUUCUUUAUGCCCUCAUGCACUUGAACAUUUUAAAGAUUAAUUUCUAGAACAUAAACAUAGUUUCUCUUUGGAGACAUUCCUUAGUCAAGGUUAAGUGAUUGUGAGAGAACUCUAAAGGAAUAUUUUGGGGGCAGACUGCUGGUUUAAUAAGUCCUCUAUGUAAAGUUGUGUUGCUGUUCUUGGAUAACGGAUAAUAUAAUGUUAUUUAUCGUUGCGUUAGUAAAUCACUGUACUUGUGAAUGUGUAGGAAUAGGAUCGUUUGAGAAUUGUUGAUGGAUUUUCAAUGCCAAGUUCAAGCCUCACUAUGCUUCAGGGUGUGAUUUCUAUGGACUAAAUGCCGUUGUAUGUAGCAAAGGACAAUUAUUUUGAUGUAAGAAGUAUUCUUAGAGGAAGUUUUUUUUUAUUUUAUGCAAUAAGUGUGACACAGUUACAUUCUGCAGGCUGAGGUCAUAUGCAGCAAAGCGGUUCCUGUUUGGAGCAGAGGUGGUAGACCACAACAGUUUUAGUACAAUUCCUGACUUAUCACCUGAGGAUGAUUAAGCCAUUUUUUAAUCUGUAAACAUCUGAACGCACAUAAGCAUGCAUUUAUGGACACUGUUUUUUCAUUCCACCCCAGCUUUGUUUGCCAUAUUACUAGCUAUAUAUUAUCCUGGAUUUUCAUCUGUUAACUGUUCCUGUAAGAGCAUAGUGUGUAUUUGUUGUUAAUAAUUUAUUAUUGAUUGUUUAUUAGUUAUGGUGCACUCUUUUAAUAAUUAGAUAUUAUUUCUUGUAAUUGUUCCUGGGGGGUGUUUUCAGUGUAAUUUUAGUCGUUAGCUAUGUGGCGUGAGGAAGAUGAAGAAAGAAAAUUAUUUUUUCAGUAUUUUCCUCAAUGAACGAUCAAUACUUUAGAAAUUGUCCCCCCCCCCCUUUAUCUCAGACAUGUAAUCUUUUUCACUAACUGUACAUUGACAUGUUUCAACGGAAACUUCCGCCUUACUCAGAAGUGUCACUUGGUGGUAGGUGUGACACGUCAUAUCACCUACCACCAAGUGACACCGCUGAGGAAGGCGGAAGUUUCCGUUGAAACAUGUCAAGGUCAUGAAAAAGAUUACAUGUAUGGGACAAAAGGAAAAAAAGAAAACUGUUUCUUAGAGACUGGGGCCAUAAUGAACAUCAUUCAACUAUUAAAAAAUCAAUACUUUGAUUUGAAUUUGUAUGGCUUAGAGUAAGAAGGCCACCUUUUAUCAAGCCCUUUUUUGACAGUUUUAGUCAAAAGUUUUCAUUGCAAAAGAAAGUUUAGCAUUCCUCAUAAAACCAAAGUCAGGAACUGAAAUAGUAAUAACCUGUUUACCUGUGGAGUAUUUGUGAGGCGAUGCACAACAUAUCGAAAUAUCACACAGGAUGGUUCAAAGGUUAGAUUUUUGGCUGACAUUCAAUGGUGUCAGUACUAUCAAAAAGACUCAAUUGAGUGUUUGUGUGUUUAUACCAAAGUUCACAGAAACUUGUCUUAACAGAAGCCUACACACUUCAACCAACUCAUGCAGUUCUUUCUUCUUGCCUGCAGCUCUGACCCCUCUCACACCUCUGGUCUCAGGAUCAGGGAUAUCAGCCCCUUGAUGUCUAAGUGGUGCUAAGUACAGUGUACUACAUGUUGACAGUGUUAAGUGACACAGUGCUGCUCUUUGCUAUAUUCAGAUAUGGUGAGAGAUACACUGACAGUGGUGUCUGAAAGUAUCACAGAGACAGGACAGGGCUGUGGAUAUGCCAGAGGAUGGGAAGGGCUGUGUUUUCUUUGCAUUGGUUAUAUUCAUCCAGAUGCAUAUGCUUUAAAUGAGAAUUGAUUUUUUUAAAUUGUUUUUGGAUGUUAUUGGCUGUAGGAUGAUUCAUUGUUGUGAGAUUUUCUCAGACCCAGGGAUAGAGGCGGGUGACAUUUGUGUGAGCUGCAAGUUCCUCAUUAGUACGUCCUUAAAGUGUUUGUUCUGUUUUAUGUUCUGUUUUAUUCCCAUGGGAAUCUUUGUGCAGGUGUUUGGUUUGCCCAUCAACUGACUCAAUAAUUAAGUCAGGUCUUAUUUUCCUCUGGCAGCACAUGGGAGUGCACAGACAAACUCCCAUGUGCUGUUGAUCAGAGCCUUGAGGAUAAACAGAGGUAACUGCAAUGAAGGUAAGGCUUGGGUUAAAACUGACCCCAAACCUUAGGAUUAUUUAUCCAUUUUUCUGUCUAGAUUGCUCUGGUCAUUUUAUAAGCAAGAGCAAGUUCAUGUCCCCAAAAUAGAUGACAAAUCCUCACAUGAUUUGACAGCUCUUUCAAGGUUUCUUUAAAAGUACUAUCCAUUUAUUGUCAACCAUUAGUGACGUUACAAGAGCGAUUUCUCAGUUUUGUUGAUCUUACUCCUGUGAAGCAGCAUGCUGCUGCUAAGCUGAGGUCUCCUAUAUUGGGGGUGUUUUAUUUCUUUGACAUUGGCAAAUAGGCAGGAAUUAAAAAAACUGAUGUUCAUUUCCAGCUUUUAAUAAAUUUUGAUGUAGGAAUGAACCCUCCACAACUUAAAAAAGACUCUUAUGUAUUUGUUUUUGCUGUUAACCAGAUUUUUUUAAAGUAAGUUUUCAUAAAGAAAAAUUUUACCUAUGAACUGUUGAUUUACUGUGGCAAAGUUAGGCCUCAGCUGAAAUGUAGAAGUGCUGCCCACUCGGUACACAGCAGACAGGAAAUGGAAACAUCACUGACCACCACAUGUAGCAGGCAGCACAGCUGUAGCAAUGACAGGGUGGCGAAUGUAGAGCAGCUUUGUUCAAAAGCUGUGGGUGGGUAGUUGGCAGGUUCAAACAUGAGGGUUACUAAGUUUAUCUCACUCCUCACUGCAAGCUUUGUCUUUCCCUUAACUCUGCAGGAACAAGCUGCAUUUUCUGGUUUCAGCUGAUCUAUGUCCUCUGAUCACCUUCUUAGAUACUUGAGAUUAAAAGGCAUUCAUGAGGUAGUCAACCUGUCGAACUGGAUUAGCACAUGAUAUUUGUUCUGGAUACUGGAGCACUAAAUAUAGAAAAAAAGACUCUCUUUCUUAUUGUGAGUCAUACAAGUGCACUAACAUUGUCACCACUUUUGUGCCUGAGUCUGGCAUCUGAUGGCUCAUUAGUUUUGAUGGCAUGGCACUAACAAUCACAGAAUUCAGAGCCUGGUGUUGUCUUUGCCAUGCUGUUUGUUUCAGGUCCUGUAUUUUUACCUAUUGAUUGUCAUCUGGGAAAAAACAUAGAGGAUAUUUUGUAAAUUUUAAAUAGAAAACAAAUGAAGACUUUUGUCCAAUUUGGAAAUUACAUAGCAAAAUGGCCCUGUGAUUUACAGCAGUCAUGUGAGAGAGGAAGGAAACGGUCACUGCUGAGAUCAUGUGGUUAGGAAACAGAAUGGCAUGCAGUGUUUGAAAGACUUUCUUACAUUGACACAUAGACACACAUUGAUGUAAUUUUAACACUGAUCCUGCAAACCAGUUAGGUUCAGUUUAAUUAUAAUUUUAAAACCAAAAAGGAUAAAGUGAAUUAAAAAAAAAACAGUGUGGGGAAAACAGAAUGCCUUGAAAAGGUCUGCCGAUUUUUCAACUCAUUUUUCCCUAAAUAAAUCCAGGAGAUUGCAUGUUAUCACAUGAUGGUAGGGUAUCAAAAAUUAACUGAGCCAUAGAGCUGAGAUUAAUUUUAUUAACAUCGCUAACACUGUGUGUAGUUGAAGAAACCCCCAAGACUGUAAGCCUUUUAAAAUGUACAUCUUUCAGGCACAUUCAUCUGGUAAGAUGUUGCUAAAAUCAAGCAGAGGACUCUAGAUGCAUCAGAAAAAGUAAGCUAUAACACUCAUUUAUCAACCACCUCAUAAGCCUUCUUCAGUUCUUUUUGUUCAGCUCUUUGUUGUUGUAAACCACUCUUGCAUGUUUUUGUUUCUUCUUCUUUUUAGCCAUAACAUGAAAUGGACGAUCCACAUACUUUUAUGAACUAGAUCAUUGAGUUUACAGACUUCACUCUACAGAUUGAUAUGAUUGUGCAGUGCUCUUCACUGAGGUUUCAUAAGAAGUGUCAUAUUUAUUGAUAGGUCUGCUAUCUUAAAAUAGAAAAGUAACAACUUAUGAGAAGGAUUUACUUCAGUAUGUCUUUUUUUUCUUCAUUAUGAUUCACACUUAAGGGAUUUACCCCUCAAAACAAACAAGCGAGCAUUAAUUACAUGGAUAGAUAACCUAAAGCAGUGGUUCUCAACUGGUCUCACACUGGGACCCACAUUUUCCCAUGGUCAUUAAGUCACGUCCCACUUUUAUGAAAUUCAAACCAAGCAAAUUUAUUUUAUAUUAAAAAAAAACUUUAAAGACUCAAAUCUAACAUAAAUACACCAUUUUUAUUGAGUACAGUGCAUUUCAGAGCACAUGAACUGAGGAUGACAAUGACUAAAGUUGUGUAUACAGAAAAUAUCUAAUAUCAAAUUGCACAAAAUGGAGACCAGCAAAAUAAAAAAUUGACUUAGGCUAUGUUCACACUGCAGGUCAAUUCUGAUUUUUUAACUAUAUGUGACACCUAUCUGAUUUUUUCAUGUAAGUGUGAACAGUGCAAUUCAGAUUUUUUUCAAAUCUGACCCAGGCCUCUUUUGUAUGUGGAUAUAAAUCGGAUAUGUAUCCGAUGUGACUGCAGUGUGGAUGCUCAGGUCGCGUUCAUCCAACCUAUACAUCAUUAAUAUGCAACAAACGUCACCAUUGUUCGACAACACAAACAGGCGUGGAAAGCAAUUUGUGCUUUGUGCACAUGCAGGUCACUUCAUGGACGCAUUCUGUUCACAUUAGGUGCCGCAUUCAUUGUUGUAAUGUGAGCGACCACACAAAAAUCUCGAAUUUAACAAAAAAUCCGAAUUGUGCAUCAUGACCUGCAGUGUGAACUCAGCCUUAUAUGCAUCUCUGCAUUUAGAGCAUAUUCAGAAACACCUGAGGAGGACCAUGCAACGAGGCAUGGACAAAAGUGAAUGAAUCAAAUUGCACAAAAUAAAUAAAUAAACAUGUAUUUUUACUGCAUCAGGCCACAUUAAUAAGAAACUAAGAAGGACCAUGACAAAACGCAUACCUUUCAAAAUAAGCUAUUUUUCAAAAUAAAAGACAUGCCUAUGAAAUAUUUACUUUUUUGACCAGCUGUUCGCGACCCAUCCAGAACGUGUCCGUGACCUACUUUUGGGUUGGGACCCACCACUUGAGAACCACUGACCUAAAGGGCCACAUCCUUACAGGGGGGAAGACAGAGCCUUGUACAUUACACAGGAGGUGAACAGACCACUACACACAUGUAAAAAUGCUUUAAGUAGAUCACAAAUUGAAGAUUUUACACACAAAGACAUAAUCCACAAUCCCAAAUGUUUCAUACAUUUGAAAAAAAGUUUGUUUUCAUCAUAAAUUCAAAGAUUUAUGGUCAUGAAGCCAAGCCUUCAUGAAUGAAAGGAGGAGGAAGAGAAAAAGUGGGCGGGACCUCAGACUCAGGGCCUCCUCCAUUUUAUGGCACAAUAGGGUCGAAGUAGCUCACCCUGGACCCUCCCCCUUUUUUUCGCCACGUGGUAUGUUCCAACCCAGUAUUUAAAUCCGGGAGCUUGAAAGCCGUGUUGUUCCUGGGCUGAAACCGGUGUAAUCAGGAAGCUGAGACAGAUAGAGGCAGAGAGGAGGAGAGAGAGAGCGAGAGAGAGAGAGAGAAAGAGAGAGAGAGAGAGAGAGAGAGAGAAGACUGCCUUCACAGCAUACAGGAGGCUGCGACAGUUACAACAGAAGGAGCAAAGAAAGGAGUAAAAGGGGGAGGUUAUCAGAGCAGCAGAGUGUGUAUCCUGUGUCUCUCUUCUGCCUCUUCACUGUCAUCCGUUCUUUUCCACUGUACCGACGGGGGAGGGUACAGCAGCCGCCCCAGGCCUUGUUACAUGUCCCAGCAUCCCUCAAGAACUAAAACAAGGCCACUGCGACCGUAACGGACACUGUGAGAACAGGACAAGACAGGGACUCAGAGGUACUGUAACCUGGGCUGAAUUAUAAUGUACAGUACCUCAUACUGCAGAGCUUGUUACUGUGAUUCUUACGAUGCUACAAGUUUUAACAGUUAUAUGGAAAGUAUGGUUCUUGUGACCUCAAAAUAAACCGGCUCAGAGUGACAGAUGAGGUGCUAGUAAACAGCUGUGUGUGCUGGCUCAAGUGGAACUAAAUGAAAGAAGGGAGCAUUAACAGAUGGAAAAGAUAGUUGUGUUGAUGCUGAUAGUUGAUUCCUUUAUUUUUUCAAAGGUUUACACAGAAUCUAAUGGCUGCAUAGAGGGAACAUUUGGGGCAUGAAGUCCCUGCUGCUGUGUGCUACUUCCUGCAUGAUGUGGUAAUUUUACCCAGUGGAUUAAUCACUGAGAUCCCUGCAAGUGUGCUAACAAAAACAAAACCCGCUACAAUGGUGUGCAUUAAUUCAGAAGAGGUUUGUAACAGAGAAAGGUGCCAGUGGAGCUGGUGGAAAAUACACAUCUUACUCAAGAUAACAUCUUCAUUAAAGCACCUGUGAGGAACUUAAGGGUAUGUGCCAUUUUAACAGCCUGUGGACAAAGUAGUCUUUGCACACAUACUCCUCCACAUGUCAGAGUUAUUUUAUUUUUUGCAAAAAGCCUAAAUCUGUUGACUUUAUCAAAAUAUGUUCAAAAAAUAUGGCACUUACUCCUGUGCACCGCUUUUAGGCAUGAAAAAUUGCUAUAUAGAAAUGGUCAGUUCUCGUGGCAGAUGCUUUGCUUUGCCUCUUAAGGUCAUAAAGAGGCAUUGGUUUUAAUUUCAGUCUGUUUCCUACCCACCAGAUAAAAUCUUCCCAGGAGUUUAAAGCAGUUAUUAGAAAAUACAUACUGUAUAUACUUCAACCCAGUUAGAUCUCAGGUGUUAGAUUCUGCCUUGCCUCCCUGCAGUGUUUGAUGUUGUGUAUGUGAUGAUAGUGCCUUAACUUCUAUCACUCUGCCGCUCAAAAUGUUCACGUUAUGAACAGAAAUCUGUGAUGUAAGUCCCCCACCUAGAUGCAGAUAACUUGUUGGUUUUUACAGGAGCAUUCAGUCAUUUUUGUCUGUCCUGCGGGUUGUCAUUGUGUGCUCUUUUAAAGAGCUGAUGCCCCAAGUGUUUAGAGUACAUUCAUCAUGGGCAGUUAUUUCAAUCAGCAAAAUCGUCUUCAGUGUUUGUACUCUUGUACCCAGCCUGUUGAGAACUAAUAAUGCAUUUUUAAGAUUAAGACCCAAAGUGGGGGUUUAUUCUCAUCUGUGGUUGCUAAGAAACAUCUGAAGCCUGUGUCAUGUCUCUCCUUCCAGGAGAUUAAAGUGAAACCUGUAAGGAAAACCGAGGUUUCUUAAAGCUGUAGCAGUUGACAUAAAAAAUUAAAAUGAACACAGCUCUAUGAAAUGCUUUUCUCACCUACAGACACACCUGUGCAUGGUUGUGUCUUUAUUUGUUGUUGUUGCUGUCAACAGUUUCCUAUGUUCAAAUAGGUCCAUCCUACAUUGCCGUUUAGGUGAUGUCCCUGGUUGUACAGGUCUUUCAGCUUUGAAUCAAACAAUUACUGCUUUCUUUUAAUUACAGUUCAAACAAGGUGACAGCCUUUUGGCAUUCAUUUGGUUUGAGUCAGCGAUUAUUCACAUAAUCUGGUGUCAUUAUGGUCUGGUUUAUCUUAGAGAUGCAUCGAUCCAUUUUUUUCCAAUCCAAUCUGAGCGUAUCGGCCGAUAUCUGAUACCGAUCCAAUACUACUGUUGAAUGAAUGAACUGUAUACCUUACUCUGUGAGUGAAGGCAUCAGGGUUGACAUUAGCCUUUUUAAAAAAAGGUAACAAAUUAACACGGAUAUAAAUUUACUUAAUAUUAUUUAUUAACAAAUAACAAAUUGCACAUUAGCACACAGCAAAAAGAAGUAAGACUUGCAUGUAAACAUUGAGUGCAAAAGGAUAGACAGACAUAGAAUAUAGAGCAAACAGAAUUGCUGUGUAUGAUAUAAAGUAAAAGAAAAAAAAAAGACUGGAUCGGCAUCAUUCAUCAGAUAUCCGAGCCAGUUAAUUUGUCAAUAUCGAAGCCGAUUUCCAAUCCAAAUAUUGCAUCGGUGCAUCCCUAGUCUAUGUUUUAAUCUAUGUAAAAUAGGUUCUGCCGGGUUACUCACUUUUACUUAUGUAGAUUACCUUGGGUGUUGUUAUUCUGGUUUAAACUUUCUCCAUAACCUUUCAACUGAGGAAAGUUUAAUACGUUUUGAUUUCAUUGCAACGGGAAGACAAAGAUUAAACAAUUUAAUCGCUAAGCAUACAUCUAAAAGCCUAUAAAGAAGCUUAUAGGUAACAGAAGAAAUUUUAGAAGUAAACUGGGAGAUAACUGACUCUGUUUUAGCUAAAUCAUCAUAAUGUUUCGAAUCAACAGCCAGAAGUAGGCCUGGUUGGGGAGUUGAGGAAACAAUCUGGCCUCUGUGACUUGAAAUCAUCAUCAUUUCAGAUCAUUAGGAUGAAGCACUAUACUCACAGGCAUUUUUUAUUUCUCCUCUCUGGUUCAUGAACUGCUCUGCUGUUGUUUAACCAGGAGGGACAGGGAGUAUAAGACAGGCUGUUAAGAAAGGUAUUGAUCCCCACAGUGCAACAGAGCCUGCACCACUGAUUCAAGAUGACUGUCUCUGGUUGGGUUCAAAGAACAGGUGGGAAGUGUAUGUGGGCGAUGUGCAGAUUCAGGUCCAGGAGAUGUGAAGAAAGCUUCAAAAGAGAGCUUUGUCAAUAUACAGUAGCUUUCUUUUCAAAGAAAUUAAUUUACAAUUUGGCUACAUGAAGAUGGAGCGGUGUUUAUUCCAAUAUGGUGCAGAUUAGAAACGUACAGUUUGAGGUGAGGCUAGAGUCUGGUGUCUCAGCUUGCCAAUGCCUGUGUUUCAAAGCACACUGGUUUGAAAAACAGAAAGGUUCAAAGUUUUAAUGAUAAGGCUCUCCAGAAAAAAUGCCAUAACAGAAUUGCGUUGUCAAGUCCCUUGGUGAUCCUCACUUUUUCACCAAUCAGUUGCACAGAUUUAUGUCUCAGGGACCAUCCCACAGUCUAAAGUCUAAAGUUUUCACUAUGGUCGACCCUGAUAUCAAGGAAAAUGAUCUUUAUUGUUGUAAACAUUACUGAUAUGACAGAUAUGUCAGGAAAAAUGACCAGUCGUCCGUUCAAUUACACAUCUAGUUAGUAUUUGGAUGGGCUCUAUUUUUCAUUUGGUGAGCCCUCCUGCCAUGAUGUCAUGAAACCCAGUAGCAUUGGGGUAUGCUGGAUUAAGAGUCAAGCAUGGAGGAUUACAUGGAUACUAUACUGGGAAUGACUGCGUACAUGUUGUCUGUUUGACCAUGUGAAAGUAAACAUGUCCUUACGCUCACCCCACACACGCGCACAAAUCUGGCAUAUAUUAGUCAGGGUACAAUAACUUUAUUGAAAGAGGCAUGUGUGCCAAGGUAUAGUAUUGUAGCGAUAUAUGAAAAGUUAAGGUCAUGUAUCUGCCUCAAGUCAUGUUCAUGAAACCUCCUAAACUUUCAGACAUUUUGUGUUUAUUCAGAAAUUGCCUCACACCUUAAAGAUGUUGUAUCGGUUGAAACAAAAUGUGCGUGUAUGGCUAAGCACUCAUUCUAUGUUGAUGAGUAGUCUCUAAAACUUGUGUGUCCAGCUCUGAAAUGUUUUCAAGUGCCAUGCGAGUCAUUGGCUAACUGUGGAGAGCCAUCCUCUGUUCAAUUCUGACUAUACAACCCUGGAGGCAGACAGCAGAUGGCACAGACUAAUUGUGGCAGGCCAGACACAGCACCAAUAACACAACAAUUGCAGGGGAGAGUGAGCACACCACUCCCAAAGUAAUAGUCUUAUAAUGAGCGGGUGAAUUACUUUGUGUGUGUCGCAAAUAACUGUGGUACUUUAAAAAAUAUGGCUCUUUAUAAAGUUAUACUCACUGUGUUUAUGGGAAGCACCCACAGUCAGUGAAUCUGACGUUUCCCAGUAUACGUGUGUAUUCUUGGUUAAUCCCCGUACUUGUGUUUGAUUUAACCUGGAGUGGGGCUGCCGUCAUCUGUUUCCAGCAGUUCUCAAGAAGGGAAGGCCCAUCUGUGUCAGAAUCAGGUGUGUGUGUAUGCAUGUGCCAGUGUGUACAUGUGAACUGGGGUUUCAAGUGAGUGCAUGCCCGUGUGUGAUUGAAGUGACACAUGAUCUGCUGUGCUGGUACAGCUGUCUUUCCCUAAUCCCUCCUCUGUUCUUGGAUAUAUAAAGAGGAUUUUUAGGCUUUGAUACAGAUUGUACCAUGGCCGCUGACACCAGUGCUUUUUAGGUAAUUAUGUUUAUGCCCUGUUUGCAUGUGUUUUCACUUCUGUUUAGUUAUAGCUAGUGUCUGCUUUUGACAUUCCCAGCACAUAAAGAGUUUAUCUGUAGUUCAACAAACAAACAUAGAUAGCUCAGUCUCGAAGACAAUGGUUUUCUGUAAGUGGCUUAUUUUUGGUUAAAUUUCUAUUUUCACUGAAAAUAAAGUGGUAAAAGGCAAUUAAAUAUAUAUAUACCAGUAUGUGAAUUCAAGUCCAAACUAUAAUACGGGCCAAGCCGAAUUUGUGCUAAAAUUAUAGCUCUUCUCACUCAAACUACCUCACACUGUAAUCUUUGGUUAACCAAAUUUAAAUACUUCUCUAUUUUUAUUUGUGAUUGGUCUACUUAGCUGAGCUUGUCUCAGACUGAAAUGAUAAACAGUUGUAGUGAGACUGACAUCAUCAUUGUUGGAUAAGCUGUGUGUGUCUGCAAAGCCCCUCGUCUGAUGAAAUACCUCUGAGUUCUGUAGAUAAGGACUCAUGACGUUGGAUACAGUUGGGCGGAUGCCAGGAGUAGUGGAGUAUUGAUGAGCAUCUAGUUUGUAUUUGUGUUAAGGUGUUUAGAGGAUGGUCUUCUUGAGUGUACACAUUUGUAAAGAGAAUAGGGGAUAAAUUAUUGUUCACGAUGUAUCGUCAGAAAAAUCCUCCAUGAUAAAUAUUUGCCAUCUCAUGAUAAAUAUGAUAAAUGCAAGUUGAUGACAUAAGCGCGAGCGAAGGACUCGCAGCCAUAGCCCACACAGAGCAGAAAAACAAACAAACAUGGCCGAAGGUGGAGAAGAGGAUGUUUCUGAGCAGCUCGUUACUGAACGAGGCUCCGUAUUAGGAAUUCCCUUUAAGAUUGGGGUUUAGACAAGUGCAAUCAGGUAUGCCUGACAUCAGACAGUGGAUCUGCUGCUGUUCACUCUGUGCAAUAAGAGUUUUCAGCAAAUGUUGAAAAUGUUUUCACAUCGGAGACUUGUUUGAUGUCAUUAGUUUUCUCCAUAACCUACCACUUAAACUUGUAGUUAAGUAUCUUAUUCGACUAUUUCCACUGGUGUUCUCAUGACAAAAUGAGUCAAAAAUAUUGGAAUUAGAAUAUUUUUUAUCAGGACUUUUAUCGUUAUCCCCAGAAUGGAAUAUCUUAUCGUGAUAAGACUUUUUAGCCCAUAUCGCCCAUCCCUCGUAAAGAGUUACAUUGUAAGUAUUAAUGUACAGUGUAGUGAUUUUUUUGACAGAAGCAGUUUGGACAGUGAAGUGAGAUAAAGCGAUUUCUGAAGUACCUCUGAGCCCCUCUGAGUUUUAUAUGUUUUUGCCAAUUCAUAUCCUUUUUAUGUCGCAGCAAUUGUGUUCCAAAAUAAAAAUUUGAAGACUUUCAUUAAUUGGCUUGUGAUUAAUUGAUUGCCUCUGGUGUGAUGAACACAGCACAUACAUAAAGAGAAUCUGUAACCUUCUAAAAUUUGUCUUCUUACAGAUCUUAGUGGUGCAUCUGGGCCCAAACCCCUCAAGCCCCAGAGAUCUCUCCCAGGUACACCUGUUUCUAUCACACACUUUCCCAUCGACCUACGAACUUCAAUGGAGGAAAAAUACAAAGAGAUUGCCGAGGUAAGAACUUGAAAGCAGAUCAUAACUCUUCAUAGUCAAACUGAGAAGCACUGUAAACUCCUCUAGAUCUUUUAGAUGAAUGUACUUACAUGGAAACGUGUAAGACAUGAAGCUACUUGUCUGCAAAAAAGUCUGCAAAAACUUUUCCAACUUUUACAAACUAUCACAUAGUUUUUUUUAUUAUUUAUUUGUUACACAGUGGCAUUAUCUAGUGCUUUUUCUAGGCAAACACAUCAGGUUGUUUUAUAUAACCCUCAGAGACUGCCAUAUGUCCACUGGCUCAUGUUUAUAACUUGUCUUUCCAUUAGGAGCUGUUCACACGCAGCAUGGCGGAGAGUGAAAUGCGCAGCGCUCCCUAUGAGUUCCCAGAGGACAGUCCUAUUGAACAGCUGGAGGAGCGACGGCACCGCCUGGAGAGGCAGAUCAGCCAGGACAUUAAGUGAGGAUAUGCAAACACACCAAACAAACAAAAAAACGGUUAAAUAUACUCAUUAGAAGCCCCACAGACAGGUGCACGGCUCUGCCCUGCCUCCACUCUGUACACACAGUUCUGCUUUCUCCCAUGCACACAUGCUUAUCAGCUGCCAAUUCGCCAGUUUGUGGGCUAACUAACCACAGCAAUCAGCUAACUGGGCGAGCCAGCAGUGCACACCUGUGUCAGUGUUCAGUCUUUGUCUCUUUACUUUUAUAAGUGUAUGGGUUCUCUUUUGGUGGCAGCCCAAUACUCACUGUUAUCAAUCACGGUGUAUCAUUACUAACUUGGCAUUUGGUCUCUUUGUGUGCUUGACUUCUUCUCACGACCUCUGAUACCCAUUUGCCCCCUCAACUCCCCCUCACCUUGCCCAUGCUCUCCUGUGCUGCUGCUGCUGCUCACUCCAAGGCUUGAGCCAGAGAUCUUGGUGCGGGCUAAACAAGACUUCAUGAAAAUCGACAGUGCUGCAGAUCUAGAGUGAGUGAGCUCUGCUUCAGUCUGUAUGGUUUGUGUUUAUUAACAAUUUUUUUUCUUUUUAAAUGUUUUUUUUCCCGCUUUCUUUUGGAAAUUUGCUCUGCAGCAACAUACCUGAAUUACAAAAAGUGUGUCAAAAUUAAUGUUCUUCAAUGUGUGUAGUAUUUGGGGACUCCAGACUUGUGCAAGUGCUUCUCCACAGGAUCCCUGACAGACUUUAUUGGCUCAGAAUAUCCUCCCCCUGCUGGUGACAUGAUAGCCUUACACAUGUAUACCUUUUAUGAACAUCAGCUCAGUUCAGCUGUAACUGUGAAGCACAUUCGACACAAAUGCACACCCAACGUUCUUUACAAGCAAUAAAACAUCAAAUCAGAUUAGUUAUAAAAACAAUUAACAGAUGAGUUCAGAAAUAAAUUGAAAUCAGGUCAUUAUCUUUUUCUUUCACUGUGAAAGUCUUAAAACUACCUUUUAAAAGUAUUUUAUUCAGCUUUAAAACACCUUAGUUCUUUGCUUAGUUAUGACUUCUUGUUUUCUUGGAAAUGAAACAUUCAGUUCUAGACAUUGGACAGCUCAGUUGGUUAAAAAUGGACAUUUCUAAUAAAAUUGACAGUUUCCGUUUUUUUGUGUCUGUUAGAAAAGAACAACCUUGUUAUCCCUAAGCUUGUGUUACCUUGAGAACGCUUUAUCAAACAUUUUGCAGUCAAUACACUGCAUUGAUUUCUGUAUUGUCCAUGAGAGUUUUUAUUAAAACCUACAACAGUUAGAGUCUCUCUCAUAGUUUUUGCCACCAUUCCUGCUGGUAUCCAUGUUUUUAAUCCCUGUGAAUCCCCAUUUGCCCACUUCUCUCCCCUUUUCAAUCCCCCUUUCACUUUCCGUACCCUUUUAAGGCUGCUUAAAGAGAAGAGUGUGGACACUGUUGAUGAUGGCUUUAAGGAGAGAGAAAUGCCAAUGGAGAGGGAGUACCAGCGGGUUUCAAUAUCUGGAGAGGAAAAGUGUGGGGUGAGGAGUUUGAAUGUUUCCAUCAGUAUUUCAAAUCCAGCUCCACCAAUUUUAACCCAAUUCACACCAGCUUUUGUAACCGUCUUUGGCCUUCUUCCUUCUUCCUCAGGUGCCCUUCACUGACCUAGUAGAUGCUGCAAAGUGUGUGGUGAAGGCGUUAUUCAUCAGGGAGAAGUAUAUGAAGCGAUCUAUGCAAAGUUUUUGUAAGACUACAACUCAAGCCCUGCAGGAACUUGGGAUGAAGCCACUGGACCUGAGAGUGUAUGAUGAGAUACCGGAGACCCCUGUAGAUGCCGGUAUGAGAAGCGCACACCAAACACUUAAUUUAAAAGCUAGAUAACCACUGUGUUCCAUCCUUUAGCCAUUUCAGUUUUUUUUAUUUACAGAAGUAGUACUUUGCAUAUUUUUUUAAAGACAUCUAGCCCUUUAAUGCCUGAAACCACAAAUUAUGGCCAGAAAAUUCAUUUUUUUUUUGGAGCUGAAAUUUUUAUUUCAUUUACUACUGAAAACCCCAAAAAUCAAGAUGUCCUUAGAAUUUAACUUAUAUAUUUAUUUAUCUCGUUUGAUACAUCAGAUGUUUUUGGAAACUGAUAAACCACAAGAGGACAUUUUCAUCGUUUAUCGGACUGUAUUCAGGUGUUUUUUUAGUAAUUUGUUGAUCAUAUUGAUUUGAUAGAAGUAUAUAAAAGAAUGUAUCAAAUAUGAUACAAAAGGCAAUAAAGGGUUAAAAUGAAUCAACUAAUUCAACCAAAUGGUUAAAUUAGGAAACCUUUUCUUGAUCAUUUACGGUUGAUGGAUGUUAUAAACUAAUUCAUGUGACUCCCCUGUUUCUCCAGAUGCCCCUGUUCACCCACCUGUUUCAGAAACACACCCCUAUGACAACCAGGACCCCAAGAAUAUGCCCCCGGAUACAGGAUACGGUUGCAAAAUGGUGGAUGGAGUAGUCCACGUCUACACAAAGAAAACCAACAUGGACAAGUGUGUGUUUGUAUCAGCAGAACAACUUGACACUUUUAAGGAUUUCUGUUUAUUUUUUUCAUUUCGGUUCUUUGUAGGAGUUCAGAACUGGACCUACCUUAUCCUGACCUGAAAGAGUACAUUGCUGACAUGAAUGUUAUGAUGGCGCUCAUCAUUAACGGACCAGUGUGAGUGUUCAGUCCAAACCAAGUUUUGUUUUUUUUUUUAGCUCAGGGUUUAUUUUAAAGGACAUCUUGUGUGUUUUGUGUAGGAAGUCCUUCUGCUAUCGCCGCCUGCAGUACCUGAGCUCUAAAUUCCAGAUGCACAUCCUCCUUAAUGAGAUGAAGGAGUUGGCGGCUCAGAAAAAGGUUCCACACAGAGACUUCUACAACAUUCGAAAGGUAAGAGCUGAUAUGUGAUUUGUAGUUUCAGGGGGGGGAAAAAGAAAGUUUUGAACAUAGGACUGAGCAUGAAGCUGAGAUCAUGGGUACAUAUCUGCCUCAUACAUAUUCUUCUGUGCCCUACUUUCAGGUGGACACACACAUACAUGCAUCAUCCUGCAUGAAUCAGAAGCACCUGCUGCGAUUCAUCAAGAGAGCCAUGAAGAAAUACCCCGAGGAGAUUGUUCACAUCGAGAGAGGCCGCGGUCAGACUCUGAAGGAGGUGUUUGAGAGCAUGAACCUGACGGCGUUUGACCUGAGCGUAGACACACUUGACAUGCAUGCUGUGAGUAUUAUGAGAGUUUCUACGAAAGAUGGAAUACGUUCACUAGAAAUUCACAAGUGGUUUUACUGGUUUUGUUUACUUCUCAGGAUCGCAACACAUUCCAUCGAUUCGACAAAUUCAACGCCAAGUACAACCCCAUUGGAGAAUCCAUCCUCAGAGAGAUCUUCAUCAAGACUGACAACCACAUCGGAGGAAAAUACUUUGGACAUAUUGUCAAGGUGUGAACACAUCCGUAAUCCUCUUCUUUAAAAAAAAAAAAAAAAAAUCUGAAACGUAAAAGAAGCUUAGGUAUUAUUAGCUUUCUCUAUUCAUCCAGGAGGUGAUGUUCGACUUGGAGGAGAGUAAAUACCAAAACUCUGAGCUACGUCUGUCCAUCUAUGGUCGCUCCUGGGAUGAAUGGGAUAAGCUGGCUCAGUGGGCUGUUAAUCACCGAGUGUACUCUGAUAAUGUUCGCUGGCUCAUCCAGGUGCCUCGCCUGUUGUAAGUACUUCACCCACUUGCUUUAGCUUGUAAGUAGAGCUGUUGCGGCAUUUAUAGAUUUGCAACUAUGACUAUCUACUCAACAAAUGUAAACACAGAUAACAAUCCCUGCAAUGAAGCCUAUGUUUGGAGAAGGAAUGGGCACGAUUAACCGAUGAUUGAUUAAUUGAUGGUUAAGAAUUAUGUCCAUCAUGCAAAAUUUCAGUCGAUCUAACGUAAUUAGAAAAGGUCUGACAGUGUGCGUCCAUCCUUCAGCUGCUUUCCAGAAAAGAUCAACCCUCUUUGUCCAGUCUGUGUGUGUGUGUGUGUGUGUGUGUGUGUGUGUGUGUGUGUGUGUGUGUGUGUGUGUGUGUGUGUGUGUGUGUGUGUGUGUGUGUGUGUGUGUGUGUGUGUGUGUGUUGAAGCAAUGCAGGGACUAUCACCAUGCGGAUUUUGACAUUUUACAAGGGGGAGUGAUACAGUGAUAGAUACUUAGGUAGAAGUCGAAAAAAACAUAAAGAAGGCAAGACGAAGUGUGGUGUGGGACCAUUUCGAGCAGAAAUAAAAAAUGAUGAGGUUCGCUGCAAAAACUGUGAUGCCGUGUACAAGUACAACACGACAACGACCCCAAUGAUGAACCACUUGAACCACAUACAUCUGACUGAGGUUGAUGAAUCAGACUCAGACUCUACCAACAGCUCCUCGCUAGCAAGGAGGAACUGCAGGGUGGCUAGACGUGCCCAAUUUUGGAUUACCUAGCCCUGGCUAAAGUUGUCCCUGGAAAUCUCCCCGAUUUUCAUGUUUCAUAAAUGAGAAAAAAAAGAAGGUUAUUACAGUAGCUGGGCAGGUAGGAAGCUUGAAUUAGCAUGUAGCGGUCCUGAACAACAGUUAAGGGGGUUCAAUGAGGAAAAACACGUUUUUAGCGUAUUCUCUGUCAUACACAUAAAAAACGAUCAAAUUGAUGAUUGAUUGUAAAUUUUUAUGAUUAAUUGAUCAACUGACUUUCUUAAAAUGCCCAUCCCUAGUUUGGAAUAAGGUAGCCUUCAUUUUACUUGGAUCAUAAUAACCACAGCGGUAACAGCAAAUGUCACUCUUGAACCCCCAUCUCCGCAGUGAUGUGUACCACACAAAGAAGCAGCUGGCCAACUUCCAGGAGAUGUUGGAGAAUAUCUUCAUGCCUCUGUUUGAGGUCUCCAUCGACCCAGGCAGUCAUCCUGAGCUGCACCUCUUCUUGGAGCAUGUGAGUGUCAACUCCACGAAGAACACGCCAGCAUGAUAUUUCGCACAAAGAGAAUGUGACAUGGUUUAUUGUUUUAUUGUUCGUUUGUUGUGUGUUUGUUGGUAGGUGGUGGGCUUCGACAGUGUGGAUGACGAGUCAAAACCUGAGCAUCACAUUUUCAACCUCGACAGCCCGCUGCCAGCCAACUGGACAGAAGAAGACAACCCACCCUACUCCUACUACCUCUACUACACCUACGCCAACAUGACUGUGCUCAACCACCUGCGGCGGUAUGCACUAGCCUGAUACAGCUCCAUAUAUUCAAAGUCAUUGUCCUACUUCAGCUCUGAUGUGUUUUUGUAAACUUUUCGUCUAACCCAGGCGGCGAGGCUUCCAUACAUUUGUGCUGCGACCUCACUGUGGGGAGGCAGGGCCUAUCCACCACCUGGUGUCCGGUUUCAUGUUAUCAGAGAACAUCUCUCAUGGACUGCUGCUCAGAAAGGUUAGGACAGAGGAGACUGGCUUGUUUCCAGAACACUGCUGUGAGCGUGUCUUUAAACGCUGCCCAUGCAUUACAAAACUAACAUUACCAAAUGUGCAAAAUAUGUCAUGCUUUAAAUUUUCCUUUAGCAGAUGUUGGAAUGCAAAGGCAGAGAAGGCUGAUAAAACUAUUUUUAGUUCAACUGCACUGAAUUGGCCUAAUUACAGUUAGUGAAGCGCACUGACAGUAAAAAUCUAUUGGGUAAUCCAUAAAAGCAGAUGACAUUGCUGUCCUCUAAAUAUACCAGUAGACAACAGGCCUCCAUUGAACUAAGCCACCAAUGAAACCAACCUAUCUGUAUCUGUUGGGGGGUCUGUGACAAAGAUGUACACAACUCUGAAUAAGCUGUCUCUUCUGUCUUUGCCCCCCUCCCCUCCAGGCCCCGGUGCUGCAGUACCUCUACUAUCUGGCCCAAAUUGGCAUCGCCAUGUCGCCGCUGAGUAACAACAGUCUGUUCCUCAGUUACCACCGUAACCCUCUGCCAGAGUACCUGUCCAGAGGUCUCAUGGUCUCUCUGUCCACUGAUGACCCUCUUCAGUUCCACUUCACAAAGGUCUGUAUGGAUCCAAACACUGUUUAAACUGAAAAAAAUGACAAGUGGCAGAACUGAGGUUACAUUUUUCCUGCUUUGUGUUUUUCUGUGGGUUUUUUUUUUUUUUGUGUGUGUUUGUUAUGCCCCAGGAGCCUCUGAUGGAGGAAUACAGCAUCGCCACUCAGGUGUGGAAACUAAGCUCAUGUGACAUGUGUGAGCUGGCUAGAAACAGCGUCCUCAUGAGUGGGUUUUCACACAAGGUAAACCUCUCAUCUUUAUGUUUAAUCGUAUAAUAAUACCUUAUGUAUAUUAAAUGAGCUUCCAACCCACAAAGUUUAUUCUCCCUCCAGGCGAAAAGCUAUUGGUUAGGCCCCUGUUAUUCCAGGGAAGGUUCUGAGAGCAACGACAUCCGCAGAACCAAUGUUCCUGAUAUCCGUGUGGCGUACCGCAGUGAGACGCUCUCCGAGGAGCUGCAGCUCAUCACUCACGCUGUUCGCACUGAAGAGCUGGACACCAUAGACGAGGAGGACUCUCUGUCCAUGGGCCCCCUCCCUGGAGGGCGCUGAUACUACAAGCACCUGGAAUCGUCCAGUUAAUCCACAAGUCCAACUAGCAUAACACUGAGGAGUCUGAAAUGUCUGUCGUUGAUCUAGUUUACAGUCUAAACACCCCCAACAUUUGCCAUAGAAGUAGACCGCACACUGGCAGCCAUUGAAAAGCCAAGGAUGUAGGUCUAACACCGCAUGUCAUCCCCCACCUGUUUCAGUUUGAUGUUUUUGAGUAAUUUUAGGCUCCAGACAAAGAUUUUAUCAAGGUGAUAAGUUUCAUUAUCGAGCAACGAGUUUGAACUCACCAGAAUUUACAAAGCAUGUCGGACUUCUGCGGUAUCCGUAUACUGCAGAAACACCAGCACACUCAAACUUGCCAUGCUGCUAAACUAUAAGUAAUGCAUCAAUCAUCUUUACUAUACAAAUUUUUAAUGAAGUGCCACGAAUGAAGAACCAUUCAAAUAAUACAGUUUCACAUACUAACUGUGAUGGAUCCCAUGUUCUAAGCUACUAGAGAGCAGCUUUAAUCUUGGGUUUAAACUGCAACUGGUGUAGGAGAGUUCACAUGAAGAGAGGACCCAAUCUGUCUGAAUCAUGAGUGUCAGCAAAGCAUGAUGCCCUGUGAGGUUUCAGAUCACGUUAUUUGCCAAAUUGCACACUGAAUCGUUCUUCCAUGAGACACGGGCAAACUCCAAAGCCUUCACGUCAGGAGAGUAGCAGCAUCCUGCGGUUGACUGCAAAACAUUCCAUGAAGCAAACGGUCGUUUUAGCUGCUGUAAAUGCUGAACGUUAUUGAGUGGUGUUUACUGUUGGAGAGGGGAAAAUUGCAUUGUAGCUUUUUGCCACACAUAGAUGUGGAUGAACAUUGUCUAAUGAACACCCUCACUGUGACCUUACUGUGGCCAUGAAGACCUGAACCCCUCUGCCCUCCCUGUGGACCCUCUUUGACUCAUUCCUCCCACUCUGAAAAAAAAAAAACAGUCAUCUCCUCUGCAUGCAACUGUACAUAGCAGUAUGCACAAAGCCAAGACUUCACAGUGCCUUUUCCUUUUCAGCUUUGGGCACUGCAUGCCCAGAUUCUGUCCAUACUAGGGGAAUGUGUCUUUGUUUCUCUACAUACAAAUGCUUUUUGUAUGCAUGCCUGCAUGAACAAUGGAUGGCAGAGAGAAUGAUUGUUUACGGCAAGCUGUAAUGUAAAAGCAUCCUCAUUGAUUCAGGACUUUCAAGCCAGAAAUUUCAUACAGCAAAAAGAUUCAAACAAACCAUGUAGAAACGAGUAAAAACCAUGCUGGGACAUGGUUAAGACUGAUGCAUGGGUUCUGUAGCAAACAUUACUUUAAAAAUCACCCAAAACGGAUUGAAGCUGGGAUCAUGUUUUGUACCAUACAUCAAUGUAUUAUCACAUCCUGCCACUGCACACGCUCCAACCUCCCAAUCAGCUGUGAAUAUAUCAACCAGCUGGAAAAUACUGAAUGCGUAAACUUGGAAACUGUCCGCCUUUCUUUGAAUGACCAAGUGUAAUGUAUUAUUAUACAACCAUGUUUGUUUCUAGAAAGUAAGGGUAAAAGAUGUGUGUUCAUCUUUGCUCAGCGAGAACACAGUAGCGUCUAGAUGUUCAGGGGAUGCACUUAAGUUUUGUGCUGAUCUCGGUGAAAUGUGUGUUGGAUUUCAUAAAAGUGUAUUUUCUAAAGGUGAUCUAGAAAUAAGAAAUUUUAUAUUCAGAGUAUAUUAAUGUUGAAGUUUAACACAGUUUUGUUGAUUAGCAUUUUUAUGUUUGAAAGUAGAGUUUGUUUUUUUUAACAGUCUGAUAUUGUCAGUCUUUUUAAGUUGUUUUUUAACACCGUAAUUAUACAGAGCCAUUUUAACUCACUUGCUCACUAUUCUGAAUAAUUGUUUUCAGUAUUGCACAACAGCUUUCACCCAUGAUAGACAAGAAAUUGCACUUCACCUAAACUCUCAUACAAAAAUGGGUCUUUUUUUUAUUUUAAGUUUUAUUUUAUUUUAACUUUUUCUUUUUAAUUUUCUACACCUACUGUUUAAACAAAUCUGCUUUGUGACACAGAAAUGUAAGUUUAAUAUCAGAAUGAAGAAUCUGCACUGGCCUGAACCUUUUCCAUCCAUAUAACUUUACUACUUCUCAUGACAUCCACCUCAUGGUUGCACGUUCUCUUUACAGUUAGCACACAUAACAGCCUGCACCCUACCUCACAAAUACUCACCUCUCGUAAGUGUCAUCGCUCUGUUCUGUCCGCAGCAACAGCAGGGCCACAAUUUAGGAUUAUGUUCACUAUACUGUUGUGAGGGGAAAGUCAGGGCACCCCUUUAAAAAAAGCAUAGUUUAUUUAUUAAAAAAAUAACCUUGAUAGUUAUGGUCUCUCUGGUAAAUAGGAAAAAAAGACAAUAUUAUCAGAAAUCAUUAAUGCACAGUUACUUUUUAUUUUGUAAAAAAGUACGAAAUUACAAAAAUAAAAAUCAUCUUUUUGGCAUGUGCAAAUGUCAGGGCACCAUGAGAGCUUUAAAGUGUCUGGUCUUUCAAGAUUCUUUUUAGAAGCUCAGACUUUCACCAGCUCGUUAGUCGUGAAGCAGGUGUCAACAAUUCUCAUCAGGGAGCGCCAGCUGGUGCCAAUUUAAGGGGUUUCAACUCCACAAACCUCGUGCAUUCAUCCAGCAACCAUGGGUUCCUCUAAGAAGCUAUGUAAGACAGAAACAAUGAAAGUUAUUGAUGCCCACAAUGCAGGGGAGGGCUACAAGAAGAUAGCAAAGCGUUUCCAGCUUGCAGUUUCCACAGUGCGAGGUAUAAUUAAGAGAUGGCAGGUGAGGGGAACUGUGGAGGUCAAGAUGAGAUCUGGAAGACCAAGAAAAAUCUCAGAGAGAACAGCUCGUUUGCUGGUCAGGAAAGUAGAUCAAAACCCACAUUUGACUUCAAAAGACCUGCAAGAAUAUUUAGCAGACGCAGGAGUGGUGGUGCACCCUUCCACUGUGCGGCGAUGUUUGAACGAACAAGACCUUCAUGGAAGAGUCUGCAGAAGAAAACCUUUCCUGCGUCCUCAUCAUAAAAUACAACGACAAAAAUAUGCAACAGAACAUCUAGAGAAGCCUGAUGACUUCUGGAAACAAGUGUUGUGGACUGAUGAAGUUAAAAUAGAACUCUUUGGCCACGAUAAGCAAAGGUAUUUUUGGAGAAAAAAAGGAACAGCUUUUCAGGAAAAGAACACCUUGCUAACUGUGGAAUAUGGGGGUGGAUCCAUCAGGCCUUUGGGGUUGUGUUGCAGCCAAUGGGACAGGAAACAUUGCUCGAGUGGAGGGCUGAAUGGAUUCCUUUAAAUACCAGCAAAUUCUGGAGGCAAAUAUCACAGUAUCUGUAACAAAGCUGAAGCUGAAAAGUGGAUGGUUUCUACAGCAGGAUAAUGAUCCUAAACAUACCUCUAAAUCACUACCUUAAGAAACGCAAGCUGAAGGUUUUGUAAUGGCCUUCACAGUCUCCAGGCUUAAACAUCAUUGAAAAUCUGUGGGUUGUUCUUAAAAGAGCUGUGCAUGCAAGACGACCCAAGAAUAUUGCAGAACUGGAAGCCUUUUGCAAGGAAGAAUGGAGGAAAAUCCCAAAGGGUAGAAUCCAGAGACUUGUAGUUGGCUUAUAAAAAGCAUUUACAAGCUGUGAUAUCUUCCAGAGGGGGUCUUACUAAGUACUGAAGGUACUGAUGCUGAAGGGUGCCCUGACAUUUGCACAAGCCAAAAAGAUGAUUUUUAUUUUUGUACUUUUUAUAAAGUAAAAGUAACUGCAUUAAUGAUUUCUGAUAAUAAUUUCUUUUUUCCUAUUUACCAGAGAGACUAUAAAUAUCAAGGUUAAUUUUUUAAUAAAUUAACUAUGCUUUUUUUUAAAGGGGUGCCCUGACUUUCACUCACAACUGUAUAUUUAUUAUGCUUUUCCUAUCAAAAGAUAAAUGGGUAAUGAAUGUGCAUGAUACAUUUUCAAAGUGGGGCAUUUAUGAAUUAUGAAAAGUUUGUUUCCCCAACAAACCCCAAAACUUCCCUUUAUCUUCACAGUCACUCAGAUUAUCAACUUAUUUACCACGUAGAAAAGUGUGAACCCUUAAAUCCAAGUCAUUUUACAUUUCAAAAAGGGGUUAAAAGAUGUACAAAUUAGCAGAAUUAUUGAUAUUUUUGCUAAUCCAAUGCUUAAUAAUUACACAGAAGUGAUGAUUCACACUUAAAAAUUGUCAAAAUUAUUUACAGUAACACAGCAACUAAUUAAACUAAGUAAUCUUAAAUCAAUAUUAAGUAUAAGAUCAGUUAAUCAGAUACUUGCUCCGAUCACAGAUUUCUUGUUUAGUCCUGUUAUUGACACAUUCAAAUGGUAUACUUUCACUCUACAGUAUUUUGAUGCCUCCAGUCAAGAUGUAUUUGUAUCAGCUCAUCUUUCCCUGUACUGUUUUUACAGUUUUGUCACUUUUCAUGUUUAUUUGUUUUUUUUAUUUUUAUUUUACAGUACUACUUAAUGUCGAACUAUCUUUAGCCAUAUUAUUGCCUGGAGUAGAUUGCCAAUGUUGAACAGUUUCAGAGGCUUCCUCUGAAAAGACUCACCUGUAACAUCUGAUUGAUGAAAUAAAGCAUGAUAACUCACUUCACCUCUG
Molecule: messenger RNA, 31782 nt
Organism: Xyrichtys novacula (pearly razorfish)
Lineage: Eukaryota; Metazoa; Chordata; Actinopteri; Labriformes; Labridae
Source: the annotation of a GenBank genome assembly